Molecule: messenger RNA, 1612 nt
Organism: Suillus clintonianus
Lineage: Eukaryota; Fungi; Basidiomycota; Agaricomycetes; Boletales; Suillaceae
Product: SKN7, two-component response regulator
Exons: 3
Coding region: 88-1209 (373 amino acids)
Biological process (GO): phosphorelay signal transduction system
Source: RefSeq, a predicted model, not a curated record
CAGCAGCAGCAGCAGCAGCAGCAGCAGCAGUCAUCAACACAAGCAUCAGCACAAGAUGGCAACGCUCCGUUCCUCCUUCCCCCUGAUAUGAGCUGGGACGCGCCUACGACGAUGCACGAAGGCUUGCAGGUUUUCACAGUUGGGCAUCUGUUGCCGCGGAGCAGUGUGGAGGAUCAGAACGGGAAUUGGAUGUUCAACGCUAAUCCUUCGACGGGCGCUGUGGCUCCGCCUGCAGAAGGGGAGGGCGAAGGCGAUGGAGGGAACGAUACGGACAACGAUACCUUGCCAUCGGAGCCUGAUCCAUAUUCUGAAGAAGUCGUGCGUCCGACGCUGUCUAACGGACGAUCGUCGACUGCGCCUACGACUAUCCGCGUCCGGCGGUCUACAUUCGUGCCUGGGUGGGCUGUCCCGCCUCGGGUGUUGCUUGUGGACGACGAUGCUGUGAGCAGGAGGUUGAGCAGCAAGUUCUUGCAGGUGUUUGGGUGCAUGAUUGACGUUGCUGUGGAUGGCGUUGGGGCUGUGAAUAAGAUGAAUUUGGAAAAGUACGAUUUGGUGUUGAUGGACAUUGUGAUGCCCAAAAUGGACGGAGUCAGCGCUACGAAUCUGAUACGCCAAUUCGACCACAUGACGCCCAUAAUCAGCAUGACGUCUAACUCCAAACCGAGCGAGAUUAUGACGUAUUAUUCAUCUGGAAUGAAUGAUAUUUUGCCGAAGCCGUUUACGAAGGAGGGGUUGUUGGAUAUGUUGGAGAAACAUCUUAUGCAUCUGAAAGUCAUUCAACAAAUGUCGAAAAUACCACGUUCGAUCGGCGUUCCGCCUCUCUCAGACCCGUCUUUUAGCGAAGCGCUCGCAGUUGGUGCAUCGCAAUUACAACGACAUGCUUCAUCGUCCAAUCCCAGUUCAUCAUCCAACACAACUUCUUCCUCUUCGAGUCUGCAUCCAAUGCUGGGGAUGUCGGGCUACGAUGACGAUGGACGGAUUAACCCUUUAGCGGGAAUGGGUCUCUCUGACGAGCGAUACGCAGCGAUUCUCAGAGAUAUCGUCACACAGGAGAGUUUUUCGGGCGUUGGAGUUCCCGAAGGAUUCUCGUUCGGUCUUGCUGGUGCUUUGGGUCCCGGAAUGGGAGUAAUGGGAGGGGAGAAGCGAGGGUUGGAUGAUGAGGGCGAUGGGAGAGAGGGGAAGAGGGGACGGUUUGAGAUCAUUGAGUGAGUUUUCAUCUGAAUGGAUGGAUACCGGUUUCGGAGACGCUUUUAUCCUCGGAGUUGACCAUAGGACUCGUUUUUGCGAGCGUUUGUGUAUGGUGUUCUCCAGGAGCACUCGUACUUGUCUAUGUCUUUAUCACCUCCCUUUCACGUCCUACCUUUUACCUUUCUUAUUCUCGUCUCGUCAUGUCAUGAUUUCCUCCAUACCUUCAUGUCACCAUGCUUUGUUUUGCGCUGCGAUUAUGCCCGUCUUCAUGAUAUCAUAUCUUACGCUUUCGUUUUUUUUUGUCAAUUUCGCUUUUUUCUUGUAUCGAGUUUUUUUCUUCUCUUUCUGUGAUCUCUGUAUUACAUACUGUCGUUUUCUCUGUUGCUGUGUUAUAUCGUAUACGAAUUUAGCUUGAGGAGUUUUA